AUGUCGUCACAACGUCAGGUCCUACCUACAAACGUCAAACCCCUUCAUUACGAUUUGACACUGAAGCCAGAUCUGGGAACAUUUGUUUUCUAUGGUCAAGUAAAAGUCGAUCUUGAAGUGAAGGAAGAUACGACAACAAUCGUAUUGAACACGCAUGAUAUCAAGAUUCAUUCAGCAGUGUUUACGUCCACAAGCUUGAAGACUGAAUCCAGGCAGACGGCCACAUCAAUUGACUAUGAUGCAAAGAAAAAUCAAGCCACCUUGACCUUUGAGCAGAGCAUGCCUGGCAACUCCAAAGCUGUGCUUGACAUUCAAUUCGAAGGUGAACUGAACGAUCAAAUGGCUGGUUUCUACCGCUCUUCGUUCAAGGAUGCUGAAGGAAAGACUCAGUACCUCGCAACCACACAGUUCGAAGCUACUGAUGCUCGUCGUGCAUUCCCUUGCUGGGAUGAGCCUGCACUGAAAGCCACGUUCGACGUGACACUUAUUGUCCCAUCCGACCUUACGGCCCUGUCAAACAUGAACGUGAUUUCGGACAAACCAUACCAGGAAACGGGCAAGAUGACAUCCGGCAAACAUGAAGGCAAGCAUGAGGGUGUCACUACCGGCAAGCACGAAGGCAAACACGAGGGCGUCACUACUGGUAAACACGAAGGCAAACAUGAAGGAGAUGCUGCUGCCAGCAAAAAGACCUUGAAGGAAGUGAAAUAUGCCACCACACCACCAAUGAGCACGUACCUAUUGGCAUUUGUGGUUGGUCCAUUUGAAUACAUCGAAGCUUAUACCUCUGGCGAAUACAACGGCCAUCCCAUCCAAGCACGCGUUUACGCUUUGCCCGGAUCAGUGGAGCAAGGCCGACACGCUUUGAGAGUGUCAACGGCUGCGCUUGAAUACUUUGCCAAAGUUUUCGGUGAGCCUUACCCUCUGCCCAAGAUUGACAUGGUCGCUAUUCCGGACUUUGAAGCAGGUGCCAUGGAGAAUUGGGGUCUGGUUACGUACCGAAAUGUUGCUUUACUAUAUGACGAAAAGUCAUCCUCUAUCGUCUUUAAGAAGAGCACAGCUUAUACAGUAUGCCAUGAAUUAGCCCAUCAGUGGUUUGGCAAUUUGGUGACGAUGGAAUGGUGGGAACAUUUGUGGCUCAACGAAGGUUUCGCAACAUGGGUGGGCUGGCUCGCUGUGGACCAUAUCUUCCCUGAAUGGAAUGUUUGGGUUUCAUUUGUCAACGAGGAUGUGCCCCGCGCGCUCAACUUGGAUGCCCUUCGUUCGUCCCAUCCUAUUGAAGUCGCCGUCAACGAUCCAGCUGAGAUCCACCAGAUUUUCGACGCUAUUUCGUAUUACAAGGGUGCAAGCGUUAUUCGCAUGCUGAGUUCCUGGUUGAGCGUCGAUACUUUCCUGGCUGGUGUGCGUCGUUACCUUCAAAAGCAUAAGCUCGGGAACGCAUCCACCACGGAUCUGUGGAACGCCCUUAGUGAAGAAGCUGGUGUGGAUGUAUCGAAAUUUAUGACUCUCUGGACCAAGAGUGUCGGGUACCCCGUCUUGACUGUUGAAGAGACUGGCAACCAUGCCAUCAAGGUGACCCAAUCACGAUAUCUCUCAACUGGCGACUUGGACCCUAGUGAGGACACAACUGUGUGGUGGAACCCAUUGGGUAUAUUGACUCCUGGCAACGUCGAAUCCUACACGCUCACUGAAAAGUCUCAAACGUUCAAUGUACCUGAGAGCGGCCUGUACAAGUUGAAUGCUGGUCAGACCUCAGUGUAUCGCGUCAAUUACCCCAUUGAAGCUGUCUUACGACUUGCCGAGGAGAUCAAGAAGGGCUCGGACGGUUUGCUUAGCAAUACAGCUGACCGCGUUGGAUUAAUUGCUGAUGCAGGAAACCUCUGCGUCAGCGGUGAGCAGCGGACAACUGCCUUCUUGGAAUUGGCACAAGCAUUUGUCAACGAGAAGGACUAUUUCGUAUGGGCACAAUUGAGCACGCAUUUCAGCAACAUUAUCAGUGUAUGGGCUGGUCAACCAGACGAUGUUCUCGCAUCAUUGAAGGCAUCGCGCCGCAGCUUGUUCGCACCGGUUGCCCAGCGUCUUGGAUGGGACUUUGCGCCUGAUGACGACUACCUUACAAACCUGUUGCGAGUUCUAGCAUUGACCAAUGCUGGCCGAUCGAAUGACCCUGAUACAGUGGCUGAGGCAAAGAAACGAUUCUGGGAGUUUGUCCAAGGCAAUACGGAUGCCGUGCACCCCAACCUUCGAGGAUCCGUGUACGGCAUUGUGCUACUGACAGCAGAAGACGAGGCUGAGGAAGUCAAGUUGUGGGAAAGCAUACUCAAGAUAUACAAGGAUGAGUCAUUGCCCACUGACCAGCGCAUGAUUGCAUUGAACGCUCUCGGCGGCGUCAAGAGCCAGGAAUUGGUCAUGCGAUACCUCAAGAUGAGCCUGGACGAUAGCCAAGUCCGUGGCCAAGAUUCUAUCUAUGUUUUCCGAGCUUUGGGCACCAAUCCGGAUGCACGCGACUUGUUCUGGACGUACUUUAGCGAAAACUAUAAUACUUUGCACGCCAAAUUUUCAAAGUCGCUCAGUCUGUUUGGAUCUGCUGUCCGCUCUGCAGUUAGCGGCUUCACUUCGUUUGACAAGAUUGGAGAGAUUGAGGCUUUCUUUGCUGAUAAGGAUACCAAGGAAUACGCUCGCCCACUGCAGCAGGCAUUGGAAGCUGCCAAGGUGAAUGCCAAAUGGAUUGAACGGGACCAUGCAGUGGUAGCAGAUUGGGCCAAGAAGAACGCUGCCUAAAACAGGAGGAGUCCAACACAAUUAAUGGGAAUUACGGUUAUUCUUUCUUUUAUUGUGUGGAAAUAAAUUCUGUGGAUAUCACGCUCAAAAAGAAAAAGAACAAAAAAAAA
Zychaea mexicana is the source of this 2891-nucleotide messenger RNA. Its product is annotated as aminopeptidase. The coding region runs from base 1 to 2781 and encodes 926 amino acids. Gene Ontology annotation, biological process: peptide catabolic process; proteolysis. Gene Ontology annotation, molecular function: peptide binding; zinc ion binding; metalloaminopeptidase activity. The transcript is spliced from 13 exons. Lineage: Eukaryota; Fungi; Mucoromycota; Mucoromycetes; Mucorales; Lichtheimiaceae. The record is from RefSeq and is a predicted model, not a curated record. Gene Ontology annotation, cellular component: cytoplasm.